GUGUGUUAGUCUGACAUGCAAACACCAGGCAGAGACUUUUACUAUCAGUGCGAUCACAGCUUCACAGCAGACAUGGUGGACACCCAGCAGCUCCUGGCCUGGCCCGUGGGCUUCAGCCUGAACACGACGGACCUGCCAGAGCUGGACGACAGCUCCCACUCCCUCGACAUGAAGCAUUUGUCCACGCUGGACUACGCCUCCAUUUCCUCCUCCUCCUCCAUCCCGUCCUCCGUCUCUCCCCGGCUCGUAUCCUCCAUGUCUUCCGCCGGCGUGACCUACGACCUCAGUCCGCCACAGAUUGAGGAGCACCUGACCAACAUGGACUACACAAACAUGCAUAGCUACAGGACAGAGCCAGACAUGCACAACUCAAUCAAGCUGGAGCCCGAGUCGCCUCCGCAGUACGCUGACAGUCCCGUGUUCGCCAAGCUCCCCGAAGAGACGUCGACCGCAGGCCUAAACAUCGAGUGUCGUGUGUGUGGGGACAAAGCCUCGGGGUUUCACUACGGCGUUCACGCCUGCGAGGGCUGUAAGGGUUUCUUCAGACGCACAAUCAGGUUAAAGUUGGUGUACGAUCACUGUGAUCUUCACUGCCGCAUUCACAAGAAGUCCCGCAACAAGUGCCAAUACUGCCGCUUCCAGAAGUGCCUCAACGUCGGCAUGUCGCACAACGCUAUUCGCUUCGGCCGGAUGCCUCAGGCGGAGAAGGAGAAGCUGCUGGCCGAGUUCUCGUCCGACAUGGAGCACAUGCACCCAGAGGCGGCGGAUCUGAGGGCGCUGGCCCGGCAUCUGUACGAGGCCUAUCUGAAAAACUUCCCCCUCACCAAGGCCAAGGCCAGGGCCAUCCUCUCUGGGAAGACCGGAGACAACGUGCCUUUUGUCAUCCACGACAUGAAGUCUCUGAUGGAAGGGGAGCAGUUUAUCAACUGCAGGCAGGUUCCCAUCCCAGAGCAGCAGCAGCAGCAGCAGCAGCAGCAGCAGCAGACCUCCAUCCCGACAGGCGGACACGGAGCAGUUUUCGGGAUCAAAGGCGCCGGAGUUCAUCCCAUGUCGGACUUGGGCGUGGUGGGCAUGCAGAGCAUCUGUGGACAGGGACCCCUGGACAUGGCCGAGCUGCGUUUCUUCCACAGCUGUCAGUCACAAUCGGCCGAGGCGGUGAGACAGGUGACCGAGUUCGCCAAGAGCAUCCCCGGAUUCGUCGAUCUGGACCUGAACGACCAGGUUACUUUGCUGAAGUACGGCAUGAUUGAGGUCUUGAUCAUCAUGAUGUCGCCUCUCAUGAACAAAGACGGGACCCUGAUCUCCUAUGGACAGAUUUUUAUGACACGGGAAUUCCUCAAGAGUCUCCGGAAACCCUUCGGUCAAAUGAUGGAACCAAAGUUUGAGUUCUCGGUCAAGUUCAACACGCUGGAGCUGGACGACAGCGACAUGGCUCUGUUCCUGGCCGUCAUCAUCCUCAGCGGAGACCGGCCCGGCCUGCUGAACGUCAAGCCCAUCGAGCAGCUUCAGGAGACGGUGCUUCACUCUCUGGAGCUGCAGCUGAAGCUCAACCACCCCGACUCGCAGCAGCUCUUCGCCAAGCUGCUGCAGAAGAUGACGGACCUGCGGCAGAUCGUCACCGACCACGUGCACUUCAUCCAGCUGCUGAAGAAGACCGAGGUGGACAUGUGCUUACACCCGCUGCUGCAGGAGAUCAUGAAGGACCUGUACUAAAGCCGGGGGCAGCGCCAGACAGACUGACUGAAACAAACCGAGAGAGAGAGAAGAACAGGAAAAGAGAAAUCAGGAAAAGAAAUACCGAAUCUGAGUGUUAGAUUUUUAUCUCCACAGCCUGAAUGCAUAACUUGUGGUGCGCAAUCAUUAAGCCGCUGCUGAGCCUGGACAUUUUGUUAUGAGUAGGCUGCCAAUCGAAAUACAAAACCACCACCCAGAGCACCAGAGACCAGUGUGUCUGGAACUCUUAUUGACAGUCUCUAGCUGUUUUUUUUUUUUUUUCCAACACCUUCGAGUGCCUUCAGGAGAAACGAAUCGCUGCCAUCCAGCAGGCAAACACGCACAAGCACACAAACACACACACACAGUCGUCUUCUGUCUCAGCGUCAGGGUGAAGGUGCUAUCUCUUUUUAAUCCAUAGAUACAGAUCUGAUUGAAGCCUGCAACGUUUUGUCAGUGUCAAACAAGCUGUGAGAAAAGUUUGCUCUUUGGGGGAAAUGAACCUGUACAUACUGUAAUGUGCCUUUAACAUCUUAUCUUCUUCUUUUUUUAAUGAAUGAAUAAACUUUAAAGACUUUAUAUAUUAUACACACAAAAUGUAUGAUAUAUAUAUUCAAAUGUAUGUUUUGUUUUGUAGAUAAAAGCAAUUUGAAUAUAUGUGGGCUCCUUUUUUUUUAGAUUUUAAUUAUGAGAAACUGGUUGUAAUUUUUCUUGAUGAGAUUAUUUUGUAUGUUGUGAGUCUUCUGUGACUGAUCUUUGUAAUGUUUAUUUUGGGGCUGCGCAGACAAAAGACUGGAUUUAUAAGAUAUUAGCUGUAAAUAAAUCUUUU
Molecule: messenger RNA, 2542 nt
Organism: Salarias fasciatus (jewelled blenny)
Lineage: Eukaryota; Metazoa; Chordata; Actinopteri; Blenniiformes; Blenniidae
Gene: pparg
Product: peroxisome proliferator-activated receptor gamma
Exons: 9
Coding region: 16-1713 (565 amino acids)
Biological process (GO): hormone-mediated signaling pathway; fatty acid metabolic process; positive regulation of fatty acid metabolic process
Cellular component (GO): nucleus
Molecular function (GO): RNA polymerase II cis-regulatory region sequence-specific DNA binding; DNA-binding transcription repressor activity, RNA polymerase II-specific; nuclear receptor activity
Source: RefSeq, a predicted model, not a curated record